This is a messenger RNA of Chanos chanos (milkfish), 1470 nucleotides long. RefSeq names its product intestinal mucin-like protein. Lineage: Eukaryota; Metazoa; Chordata; Actinopteri; Gonorynchiformes; Chanidae. The coding region runs from base 1 to 1470 and encodes 489 amino acids. The transcript has 8 exons. The record is from RefSeq and is a predicted model, not a curated record.
AUGUAUAACUUUGUUCCAGGUUCAAUUAUAUACAAUCAGACUGAUGAUGAUGGAUGGUGCUUUGUCGCUUUCUGCAAUGAGACAUGUGGUAUCGAGAAGAAAUCACAAUAUUGUGGCACUACCAGUAUUCCAGCAACAACAUUUUCGGGUGUUACUCCAACAACAUCAUUACCCUCACCACCUACCACUCUCACAACAUCAUCAACUAUAACUCCUCCUCCUCUGCCAGUUGACUGUAACAGUCUAAGUCCACCAAGGAAGAAUGGUGAAAGUUGGAAGCCAGAUAAAUGCUCCACUGAGACAUGCAUCCAUGGCACAGUUCACCACAACUAUGUACACUGUGAGCCAGUGACUGUCCCUGUUUGUGUGAAUAACCUUCCACCAGUCAAAGUCUAUGAUGAGAACGGAUGUUGUUUCAAAUAUGACUGUCAAUGUACCUGCAGUGGCUUUGGAGACCCGCAUUAUAUCACUUUUGAUGGGACAUAUUAUGGUUUCCAAGGAAACUGCUCUUAUGUGUUGAUGAAAGAGAUUCAUCCAAAAUACAACUUCAGUGUCAUAAUUGAUGAUGUCUAUUGUGAUGCCAGAGAUGGUCUUUCCUGCCCUCAAUCUUUGACUGUGUAUUACAAAUCCUAUGAGAUCUUCAUGUCACAGAAGGUUGCUGAUGGCAUUGUCACAAACCUGCUUUAUGUGAACCAGAAGCGUGUUAUCCUGCCCUAUCAGAAUUCUGAUUUAAUGAUCACAGAAAGUGGAAUAGAAUCCCUUCUUGUCAUACCAGCCAUCAAUGCACAAAUAUACUUCACUGGGCUGAUGUUUUCUAUCAGUCUUCCAUGGGAGAAAUUCCAUGGUAACACUGAGGGACAGUGCGGGACAUGUGAUAACAACCGCUCAGAUGAUUGCCGCUUACCAAACGGAACCAUUGACUCAUCCUGUCCAGAUAUGGCUCACUACUGGCAUAUUCAUGAUAAGAACGCUCAUUGUGUGCCCCCACUGCCUCCCCCAACCCCGGUGCCACACUGUGAUAAUGCCAUCUGUAAGAUCAUUGAGAGCAAGCUGUUCGAGCAGUGUCACAAGAUCAUCCCAUAUGAAGCAUAUACACUGGCCUGCAAUUUUGAUGUCUGUCACAUGAAUAGCAGUGCCAUAGGUUGUGCCAGUUUAAAGGCCUAUGCUGACCAGUGUGCUUUAGCAGGAGUUUGUAUUGACUGGAGAGCAGCUACAAAUGGAAUAUGCACUUUUAAAUGCCAAGAACCAAAAGUGUACCAGGCCUGUGGUCCCCAGAUUGAGCCAACCUGUGAUGCAAGGUUUAACCAGAACUUUAUCCAGGAGACAAAUGCAUUUAAAGUCUUACAGCCUGUGAUGUGGGAGGGAUGCUACUGCCCACCUGGAACCACGCAACUUAGUCCAAAAUCUAAUGUCUGUGUUGAAAGCUGUGGUAAGGACACCAACUCCAACCACUGUCUAUAUAACCAGUGA